Chara braunii is the source of this 1015-nucleotide messenger RNA. The record is from the annotation of a GenBank genome assembly. NCBI's taxonomy places the organism in Eukaryota, Viridiplantae, Streptophyta, Charophyceae, Charales, Characeae.
GGACGAGGCCUAUCAGGCCCGGAUGCUGCUUCUGAUUACCGAAGCAAAGCAAUGGUCGGAUGUAGUAGUAGCCGCAACAAAGAAGAGGCGGAGGACGCCGAGAAGGCACGACUGUUGACAAUCGAACAGCAGCGCCAGCAAGAUGAGGCAGCAGCAAAGGCUGCCGAUGAAGAACGAAUUCAACGACGCGAGAAGAUAUUCAACGAAGAGCGAGCUUUGCUCACAAUGGCAGUGGACUGGGGGGCCAAGAUCGCUCUACUCCUCUCCCAUCUCACGGACCUCCUGGUGACAUGCAUUGCACAGCAGGAGGACAUCCACAACCUCGACGACGCGGUUCAGACGCACAAUCAGAUGUUUGACCAAGUCAACAGCCGCCUCCAGGAGUUGGAACAAACCGUCGCCGCCCUCGUUUCCAACUCCUCCAACACCUCCAAUCGCCUCGAGGCAUUGGAGAUUGACGUCGGGUCCCUCAAGGACGGCGUGCAGUUACAACAAACCGCAACGCAACAGUUGGAGCAGCGGAUCUGUACUUCCGCCACCCACUCGAGAUUGGAACCGCGCGAGACAACUCCAAAGUUCGAUGGGCAGGAGAUCUUCUGCGACUCGACGAAGACGGACCCGAUUCCAUGGUUCCACAAGUUUGAUCUCAAGUUGCAGCUCCACCACGUCAGUGAACACAAGCAUCACUUGUACUUAUACUCCCGGUCAGGGGGCGCGUGCCAAGCAUGGUUUGACAAUCUCUUGUCCAAGUACGGAGUGGUAGCUGCCGACUUGUACACCAAGAUCAGUUGGGAUGAUCUCAAGGCGGCAUGGCAUAAGCGGUUCCAAGUAGAGCCGCCAGAGAUCAAGGCAAUGGACAAGCUGAUGACCUUCGAAAAAGGCACGCUGCCGAGUGUUGACUGGAUUGCCAAGUACCAACGCUUGACAUCCGUCCCAGUCAUUCAAAUGGGCUUCAAGGCCGUCAAACACUACUUCAUCUUGAGGUAGUGUCCGGUGUUGGGCAAUGCCUUGACUC